GUCUCAAGUGGAUUGACAAGAAAAUGAAGAUCAUUUAUUAUUUGCUGCUGAUUCUCAGAGUGGGGCGAUGCACAGAUGAUCAGAUCCUUGAAACAAAGACUGUUGGUGUUGGACAAAACGUGACUCUGACUUGUGCUCGCGACACAUCUCUCAUCCGAGAAACCUGGUUUUGGAUCAGAAUUGUUUCUGGAAACUUACCUGAAUUCUUGGGAGGAACAUUUCAUUUUGAUUAUGAUGAUAGUGAUGAGCCUCUUCGCAUUAAAACAAAACAAGAACCUGGAACAUUCCUGCUGCAUAUUCAUGAAGCAAAGCUAAGCGAUGCCGGACUUUACUCCUGUAUUAAAGUAAACCAACUUAAUUUAACAUUUUUAAAAGGAACAUUUCUGAGUAUUGGAGAACCUGAUAUCACUUUCAUCACUCAAGACUUCCCAUCUGCUCCGGUCCGUCCAGGACACUCAGUGACUCUGCAGUGUUCCGUCCUCUCACACUCUGAGAGGAGAACGUGUCCAGGAGAACCGAGUGUGUUCUGGUUCAGAGCCGGAUCGGAUGAAUCUCAUCCCAGUUUAAUUUAUGCCCAAAGAAGCAACAGUGCUGGAUGUGAGAAGAGUCCUGAAGCUCACUCUCCACAGAAAUGCGUCUACAGCUUCUCUAAGGACGUCACCUCCUCUGAUGUCGGCACUCAUUACUGCGCUGUGGCCACAUGUGGACAGAUAUUAUUUGGAAAUGGAACAAAACUGGACAUUAAGGAAACCGGCUUGGGGUCCUUAAGUGACAAUAUAUUUUCUGCUCCUGCUGUGUGCUGUCUUGGCUAUAAGUGUGAACGUCGCAGCUUUCCUCAUUUACGCCAUCAAGAAAAACAAGUGUGA
Messenger RNA from Cyclopterus lumpus (lumpfish), 866 nucleotides. RefSeq lists its product as uncharacterized. The record is from RefSeq and is a predicted model, not a curated record. Gene Ontology annotation, biological process: response to bacterium. NCBI's taxonomy places the organism in Eukaryota, Metazoa, Chordata, Actinopteri, Perciformes, Cyclopteridae. The transcript is spliced from 4 exons. The coding region runs from base 24 to 866 and encodes 280 amino acids.